UGGACGUGAGCGACAGAGACGCUGGAGACAGAGGUGAGUUUAGGUAGCCAUGGCAUCUUCUCUGGUCAUCCUGCUUACGCUGGUCUCACUGGCGUCUGCAUCUCAUCACUACGGAGGAACCGUGUCCUUCUCCUACAAGGGAAGAAACCCCGAUGGAUCAUUGAGGGUUCACAUCCGCAACAAAGAUACAUUUGAUGGAUGUCAAUACUAUCACUACUGGAGUUGUUACUCCGGCAACUGUGGCUCCCUUCGCGCAACACAAAAUGCCGUAUUGGACAGUAGCACUAAUGCACCAAUCUACAACAGCCAGUGGUGUGAAACUGAAUACAUUGAGAAGAGGACCCUCUUCACGGACAAACCUUUUCAAAUGAGGGCAAGAAGCUGUUGCUGGAUAUCAACACGUAACAACGUUGCCAAUUGGCGUUUGUCUACUUUUGUGGAUUUGGGGAAAAGAUCUGACACUGGAGAACCAAACAGAUCACCAGCCACCGCCAUUCUACCCCUCCUGAGAGUUCCUCGGAACUGCCCACGGUCAUACAAGCUGAUGGACUUUGACCCUGAUGGUGACAGAGUCCGAUGCAGAUAUGGAAAUAUCUUCGAUCUAGAGUGCAGCUCAUGCCACCUGCCUUCAGGCUUCCAGUUAGAUGAGAACUCAUGCACACUACACUAUGACAACUCUACAAGUGCCGACUACAGAGUUUUUGGACUUGAGAUGGUGGUUGAGGACUUUGCACGACAACACAUCACUCUGCAAUACACAGAUGGAACCAGUGCCACAAGGUUUCCACCACUCGCCAGGAGAAAGAGGCAAGCUUCAUGGCCGACCACAUGGCCGACCACAACCACUACUGCACCCUCAACAUGGUGGUGGUGGCAUGCCUCAACUACAACCACAAUGGACCCAUGGACGACUACAACCACUACAACCACUACUGCACCCUCAUCAUGGUGGUGGUGGCAUACCUCAACCACAACCACUGAAGCACCGACUACAACCACAAUGGACCCAUGGACGACUACAACCACUGCAGCACAAACUACAACCACUACAUGGCCACAUACCACCACUACAGCACCAACUACAACCACUACAGCACCAACUACAACCACUACAGCACCGUGGACAACUACUACCCCAUGGCCGACCACUACAACAGCACCAACAACAACCUCUACCACAGCAACUUCUAUGCCAUGGUGGUACUGGCACACAACCACUUCACCUCCAUACUAUGGGACACCUCUCAGUAGACUCCCACUGCAAUUCUCUUUUCUUGUGGACCCCUCGGUUCCCUCGUGUGAGGAAGGACUCUACUUGCCAAAGUUUUUGGAUCCGACACCCAGAAAUGGAGCCCGGCUCGAAGCAGAGGUCAACAAAGAAUUGGAGAUCAGAAUCAAAGCCCAAGCUUAUUACUCAACAUUGCAAAAUAUCAUAAUGAGCGGGCCAACAAACAUCACCAAGCACAAGACCACACAUGAUGAGUUUGUCAUUAGGUGGACACCCGUGGCAGACGACCUGAAUGAUCAUUACGCAAUUUGCUUCGCUGUUGAAUCCACAUCAGGGUCCACAGUCUAUCAGUCCGAGAUGAGGUGUGUUGUGGUCAGCGUUGUCAAGGAGCAUGUGAAAGUCGAUGUGAUCUGCACCGAGUUCAACAUGACUGUAAUAGUUGACAAAUCAACCUUCUCUGGACUUGACGAGGAUCAUCUGCGCCUCAGCGAAUCCAGCAACGUUGACUGUAACCUGAGCACACGUUCCAACAGCACUCACAUCAUCGGUACCUUCCCCCUCAAUGCCUGUGGCACCCAGAUCGAGGAGGACGAGACAAACCUCAUGUUCAAAAACGAAAUCACCACAUACGACAACAGCAGCCAUCUGAUCACCAGGCACCACCUGCUGGAAGUGCAGUUCUACUGCUCGUACCCCAAAACAGGCAACGUGACGGCGGGCUUCACGGCGCACAGGAAGAACGUGACCGUGUGGGAAAAGGGCUUCGGCAAGUUCACGUACCAGUUCGAGUUCUAUGAUGACCAGACAUACCUGCACAUGAAGGACGAAAACACCUACCCUCUGGAGUACUACAUCGGGAGUCGGAUCUACAUGGAGAUCGACGCCACGUCUUCAGUCAACAACACUGUGAUGUUUGUGGAGUCCUGCAGUGCCGCACCAUAUGACAUCCCCAACUACCAAAAUACCUACUCCAUCAUUGAAAAUGGGUGCAACGUGGACCCGACCAUUCAGAUCCAUUCCCCUGACAAGCCGACGCAGUUUCGGUUCAGCUUGGAGGCCUUCAAGUUCAUCGGCCUGCAUGACCAGGUGUACAUCAGCUGCUCGCUCAUGAUGUGUGAAGCAGGGAACCCCAACACCAGGUGCUCGAAGGGAUGCAUCCGUUCUACGCAGGCCAACAACCGCAGAAAGAGAGAGGCCACCAUCGAGAGCACAAAGCACUUCGUUUCCCAGGGUCCUCUGCGCCUGAGGAGGUCGGUGGAAAGCAGCGGACACGAAGUGGUCAACCUGAACCUGAACCUGGCGUUCAUGGCCGGAUGUUUGCUUGCGGCUGUGGGCAUGGUGUGUGGAGUGGUGGUGUACAAGACCAAGAUGUCAAAGGUCAAAUACCAACCUCUGUCUACGAUUGAAAGUUAGACAGCAGAGUGCAGAAUACACAUUCAUACACAACUUCUGACUACAUUAACCUUCCUUGAUUAUUUUGUGCUUUGGAUUUGGGUGGGGUUUUUUGUGUGUGUGCACUUAAAUUAAUUUGAUCUGAUUUUCUUUAAAUGCUAAAAUCUGCAAGUGCAACAACCAAAAGGACGAUCAGCUAGUACUGCAGCUGCUGGGUGAUGGUUCAGACAUGAAGAAUUGGAAGUGCUUCUUGUUAUUAGGUAUAACAGCUAUGAUUGAAUAAAUCUGAAUCUGAAUAAAUGAGAUAUAUUUUUGUCUUAGGCAUAA
Molecule: messenger RNA, 2947 nt
Organism: Mugil cephalus (flathead mullet)
Lineage: Eukaryota; Metazoa; Chordata; Actinopteri; Mugiliformes; Mugilidae
Exons: 13
Coding region: 50-2641 (863 amino acids)
Source: RefSeq, a predicted model, not a curated record